UCUCUCUAACUCUCUCACCCUAACUCUCUCUCUAUACUCUUCAUCUUCUCUAAAGAGAAGAGAAGACAUACACAAGCCGCCGCACCUCCGCCCUCACCACCAUCGCGCCUUCUCUCUUCUCACUGUGCCACCAAUGCGCCUCACCAUGAACGCCGCCAGCUGCUCAACGCAGCAGCUAUGACGCCAAUGUUUCACCUCCACGCACGACGGCUCUUCAACGCCGCCAGCAACAACAGCUGCAACAGCCUCUCCACCGCUGCAACAACAACUUGCAGGAGACAGCAGCCCGCAGCAGCCACGUCAGUGAGUAGCAACCAACGCCGCUGUCUCCCUCGCUGGCCAGUAGUCAAAAGACCCUUCCAAACUCGAGAUUUUGGUGUUUUAAGACGCGGAUUUUCAAGAUCCGUCUCAGAAUUGCAGUCGGGCUUUUUAUACUUGACCCUUUUUCGGAACGAUCUACAAUUUAUUGAUACGCCAUGCAUCCAAUGGUUGUCGUAAGUUCCAGCUUGAGUUGUCCGCUUGGGUUACUAGUCUUGCAAAAGCCACUCUUAGUCAACCUAGCGUAGAGUGAAACCAAAGCCUUGAUUUAGCGCAUUGACUUAAGACGACCCAAUACCCAAGGUGUAUUGAGCCCAUUAGAAAGACCACCUUGAGUCCAAAAUGGCCUUCGGCUUAAAUGGACGACCAUACCUAUGUAUUUAAAUUUGAAGAUUGUAUACGCCUUUUGACAAACAUUGUCUCUCGGGGUUAGCAGGUUUUUUUUAUUAGCCUAGUCAAAAAAGGAUCUUCACAAGUUGCUAUUUUAUCCAAAAGAGGCUGAUGUUUGGAGAUAUCAAGAAGGCUUAGUUAGGAUUGUACAUCUGCGUGGGACUGAUUAUUUGUAUCUCUUUUUCCUCAAUAUGUAUUCCAAUUCAG
Molecule: messenger RNA, 915 nt
Organism: Solanum dulcamara
Lineage: Eukaryota; Viridiplantae; Streptophyta; Magnoliopsida; Solanales; Solanaceae
Exons: 2
Coding region: 178-498 (106 amino acids)
Source: RefSeq, a predicted model, not a curated record